AUGCCACAGCCUGAGCCGAUGGAUGUCGUUUUCCUCUGGGUCAAUGCUUCUGGAGAAUAUUUCCAGGAUACAAUGCAAGAAAGAUCGGCCGGAGAGUAUGUAGGCUCAAGAGGUCGUGGAAAGCGCUACAGGGACAAUGGCGAAGUGCGAGGUGCCAUCCGAUCAGCCAUCAAGUCUCUCGGCGACAGACUCGGCACCGUCCAUGUCCUCUCGGGUGAUUAUGAGAUCAACCAGACACUUCAUCCGGAUGUUGUGCCUGCCGGAGCGUCUGCCCCCAGCUGGCAUAUGGGUCAGAUCCCACAUUGGCUCAAUUGGAACUCUGCGAAAGAAGGCUUGCACAAGGUCGCCUGGCAUUUCCACUCCUCCAUUUGGCGACUGCCCGCCGAUAACAAGGCAGACGAGCCAUUGACACCAGAUCAAGCGGCUACAGAAGAGGCUUGGAGACAACACAGCUUGCCCAACUUCAACUCGUUCGCCAUUGAGUCCAGGAUAGGAUGGAUCAACGGACUGUCAGAGACCUUUCUCCUCGCCAAUGAUGACAUGUUUUUCCUCAACUCGCUGAAUCAUGCCGACUUUCAACACCCUUUGCUCGGAACCGUUCUGCGAAUGGACCCAGGUCCCGGUCUACGUGUUAAACCUGUAGUCACUCCCGAUCUCAAAUCGUCACCUGGCGAAUGGGGCGGCCUGCAACACGCUGCGAUGCUGAUCAAGAAUCGAUUCACCGACCAGAAGAGGAUGUACAUGGCUCACAUGCCCAAGGCUCUGACGUUGAGUCUGACCCACGAGGCGAGCGUCAUGUUCGGCGUGGAACUGUCUGAAGCUGCCACGCGAGGAUUCAGACAGAGUCAACGUGGUGUGGCCGAUGUGGAAAUGUCCUGGUUGGUCAGUCAUUUGAGGAUUGAGCGAUGGCGAGAGGGUCUGCUCUGGACUUGGGUCGUUGCUCGCUUAGGAGGUCAAGACGGCAUCUGGGGCAAGCAAGCCAAGGCUGAAAUGAGCGAACUCUUGGGCAUCAACUCGUCCGAAAUAGACGAAGUCAUCAUCGAAAAGGGACCCAGGGAGACGUUGGCAGACUUGGAGCAGAUCAACAAGAAUGCCGGAUGGGAUUCGACUGAAUUCACAAAAUACUAUUAUUCUUCAUUCGAUGGGACUGUCCCACAGAACCUACCCGAAAGACCUGAUCGACCUCGAACGCAGACUGAAUGCACGUUCAGAGUCGCUCAAUGUCUGCCACCAGACUUUUUCGAAUCUGAUGAACCUCUCGAUGCUGCCGAAAUGUUCAGACACUUUACAUUCUCCGAACCGAGUUGUGGAGACUGCCUCAUCAUGGCCUUGGUAUCUGCUUCUGGACCGCGAGGGCUCGAGGCGUUCUUCCCUGACCCGGAUGCGGUCUUUCAUCCACCUGCACAGCAGGAACCCGCCGCCUUCCAGCGAGAAGAGCCCAUGCUACCUCUCACACCUUCUUGGGUCGACACUGAUUUCCGCAUCGAAAGCAUUAUGAGAUCUGGCCAAGAUUCAUGGCCAGGUGUCAAACCAAGAAUGGACGGAAGUGUCAACAUGAGACAGUGGUGUAUCAAGCUAUUGUCGAGAUACGCCUACGUCUUCGCAUGGACUCAAACGCAAUUCUUCCAAAUCCACUCCACUAUCCAACUCCGUACCGCCGUCAACAAGCUUGACUCUUCACCCCGUAUGGCCAUGACCUGUAUCAACGAUGAUCAACCGGAUAUCGGUUCGGUCGGCGUUUCUGAUGUCUUUGGCCGCUGGAUGGAAUCGAGAUGGGGAGACGUGGAAGCAGGGUGGGAGGAAAAGAACGUCCCGUGGGCUGGAUCAGCGCCCAAAUAG
Messenger RNA from Kockovaella imperatae, 1839 nucleotides. RefSeq lists its product as hypothetical. The transcript has 4 exons. Gene Ontology annotation, cellular component: Golgi apparatus. Gene Ontology annotation, molecular function: UDP-N-acetylglucosamine-lysosomal-enzyme N-acetylglucosaminephosphotransferase activity. The record is from RefSeq and is a predicted model, not a curated record. Gene Ontology annotation, biological process: N-glycan processing to lysosome; carbohydrate phosphorylation. Lineage: Eukaryota; Fungi; Basidiomycota; Tremellomycetes; Tremellales; Cuniculitremaceae. Bases 1 to 1839 code for a protein of 612 amino acids.